CAGGUCGUUCCUCCGUCGCUUCAGGCGGCCCGCGGCGCCUGGUAGCCGGUAGCCCCGCCCAGUGAGGGUCGUCAGCCCUUGCACGCGACGGGCUCUCGGCCUUCCCGCGGCGCAGCCGAGCUGUCGGCCGGGGCUCGUGGCAGCCUCCGGGAGUGAGAGGCCGUUUUGUCCCGGUCAGGCUCAACGGCCCCUGAGGGCUUCGUACCCUUCUCUGGGCCGCGCAUCCCUCACCACGGUUCUGUUUUUUCUUGUGAGGUAGGUUUAACCUGUGAAAUAGGUUCCAUUUACAGUUCUCCUUGACAGAGAAAUUGAGCCAAGAAGUGACUUGCUCAGGGUCACAUAAUUUACCAGUGGCGGCUCCUAGACGGGCAUUUAGGUCCCCUGUUGUCCUUUCUUCUGCUUUUUCUGCUGCAGCAUGCACCCCCCGGCCCCCGGAGGAUGGGAACCUUCUUUUCAUCUCGUAUCUCCUGCAGUGUCUGGCAGUUACCGCGAGCCUGUAAGACAGUGUCUUUGAUUGAAGCAAUCUAGUAAGAGGACUGAGGCAGUGUCACCAAUAUCAGUAACACAAGGUAGGAAAAGCACCUGGAAUGGAUAAAAGUGGCUGUUUUUGUUACUUCCCAUGAGGUUCUGUAUCUGGAAUGAGAACUAUGAACUUAAUCUAGAGUAGGACAUUUCUAAGGAAAUGGAAUGGCAUUGGGCAGCACCAGGAGGACCUGCAAGGAAUAUUUGAGGGCACAGAGCUACAAAGGUUGUCAACAGAAGAAUUUAUGGGAAACAAUUGAUCAGCAACACUAGUAGAGAAACCUUUUAAAUUUCUUCAAGCAGUGGAAAAAUUGAGUCUUGGUUCAAAUUAAGGAAAAUCUAUACUGAAGAGAAAAUCAAAUAAAGUCUGAAAUAUAAAAAGUAUGUUGCUUAACACCCUAAUGUAAAUUUAGGAAAACAAAUGAAAGGGCAGAUCCUUUUAAAAUUUCUUAACUAUGGCAAAAUGUUUGUAAAACUUUUGGACUCAUCUCUAAAAAUUGCCAUGAUUCUGAAACUUGAUAAUAUCCCAAAUAUGGAACAGUUUCAAUGAAAAAUAACACUUGAGAAUACACCAGACGUACACAAGGAUGAUCUGAGUGUGGAAAAGUGCCGCUAACUAAUAAAUCACAUACUUUCAGAUUACCUUGGUAAAUAUAAGGAACAGUCAAGUUAAAGCUCAGUCUUUAAGAAUGCUGUGCUGAAUGCAAUAAAAGUUGGAUUUCAUUCCUAUGGAGAACAGAACCUGCUUUCUUCUUCACCUAAGGAUACCAUACAGCUGUUCCCAAAUUCCAGCUCUCCAGAUAUCCCAGUGUCAGGGUAGAUUGGAGUCUCUAUCCAGGCAGAUGGCCUGCUGCCCAGUGAACACUAUGUACAGAGCAAUAUGAGCACCAUUUUCUUUUCUGGCAGUGAGGUAAAAUCAGGUCAUUUUGGAAGAGGAGAAGCCACACUGCAUCUCUGCUACACAAGAUUACUCUGUCCUUACCUUUGAGGCUUUCACACUCCCUUCUUCUCAAGCACCACUUUUUAUUGAGACUUAUCUCACCUGGGUCUAUUCUUGUGGGCACAUCUUGCCUUCUCUCUUCCUCUUGUGUCUUUUCCUUGUUGAGUUAGGGAGAGUAUGCAGGCAUUCCUCUUAUUCCUGACUGGUGCUGCUAUAUCUGUCAAGGGAGAGGAGAAGGAGCAGGGGGUUCUGAAAACUGAUCAUCCAUGUCUUACAGGAACAACAGCUAGACAGGACUUUGGCAGUGGCAGCUUUCUGAGCUCAUAAGACCUUUACCUCUAGACUAGCACUGCAAUCAUGAGCCCUUAUCCCUUUUAGUCCAUUGCCCUUCAGUACAAAUGCCUGUGCCUUCUGGGGCUUUGAGCUAGUUUUUGUGGGUUUGUUUUGUUUUGUUUUUAAUUUUUUUUUCCAAUUCAGUAAGGCUUUCCCUUUUUUUCUCCUGUUGGUUGUUUGAAACCAAAUUCAGUAUGAAUAAGAGAGGGAAAUACACAACAUUGAAUUUAGAGGAGAAAAUGAAGGUUCUAAGUAGGAUUGAAGCUGGACGGUCUCUUAAAAGUGUAAUGGAUGAAUUUGGAAUCAGUAAAUCAACAUUUUAUGACAUUAAAAAGAAUAAGAAAUUGAUUUUGGACUUUGUACUAAAGCAGGACAUGCCAUUAGUAGGGGCUGAGAAGAGAAAGAGGACCACAGGAGCCAAAUAUGGAGAUGUGGAUGAUGCAGUCUACAUGUGGUACCAACAAAAACGCUCAGCUGGUGUCCCUGUUAGAGGUGUGGAGCUUCAGGCUGCUGCAGAGAGAUUCGCACAGUGUUUUGGGCGAACAGACUUCAAAGCUAGCACUGGUUGGCUUUUUAGAUUUCGAAAUAGGCACGCAAUUGGGAACCAAAAAGUAUGUGGGGAACAAGUCCUAAGUUCAGCUUCAGAAAAUGUUGAGCCAUUUCGGCAAAAAUUGUCCAUGCUUAUCAAGGAGGAGAAACUGCAUCUAGCUCAGCUGUACAGUGGGGAUGAAACUGACCUCUUUUGGAAGUCAAUGCCAGAAAACACUCAGGCAAGCAGAAAAGAUAUCUGCCUGCCCGGGAGAAAAAUAAACAAAGAAAAGUUGUCUGCUCUUUUAUGUGCAAAUGCAGAUGGAACUCAUAAGUUAAAGUCAAUCAUUAUUGGAAAAUCGAGGUUGCCCAAAAAUGUGAAAGAGGAUACAAGUACAUUACCUGUGAUAUAUAAACCUAGUAAGGAUGUUUGGUUCACCAGAGAAUUGUUUUCAGAAUGGUUCUUUCAAAACUUUGUUCCUGAGGUCAGGCAUUUUCAACUUAAUGUUCUAAGAUUCCAUGAAGAGGACGUCAGAGCCUUGUUACUUCUGGACAGUUCUCCAGUUCACCCUUCCACUGAAUCACUAACCAGUGAGGAUGGUCGAAUAAAAUGCAUGUUUUUUCCCCGUAACACUUCAACCUUGAUUCAACCAAUGAAUCAAGGUGUGAUCUUGAGCUGCAAACGACUUUAUAGGUGGAGGCAACUUGAAGAGAGUCUUGUCAUUUUCGAAGAAAGUGAUGAUGAGCAAGAUAAAGGAGAAAAAGGAGUUUCCAAGAUUAAAAUCUACAACAUAACAAGUGCAAUUUUUAACUGGGCAAAGAGUUGGGAUGAAGUAAAACAAAUAACCAUAGCAAAUGCAUGGGAAAAUCUUCUUUACAAAAAGGAACCUGAAUAUGAUCUUCAAGGCUUAGAAGAUGGGGAUUAUAGAGAAAUUCUUGAGAAAUGUGGGGAGUUGGAAACCAAGCUGGAUGAUGAUAGGGUGUGGUUAAAUGGGGAUGAUGAAGAAAAGGGUAGUCUCCCCAAAACAAAAGGUGGGAUUACAAAGGAAGUUGUUCAAAAAGGAGGAGGAACUGAAGAGCAGACUGCUGAGUUUAAGUUAUCUGCAGUCAGAGAGAGUUUAGACUACCUUCUUGACUUUGUUGAUGCCACACCUGAAUUUCAAAGGUUCCAUUUCACACUGAAAGAGAUGCAACAGGAAGUAAUCAAGAAACAGUUCCAGAGUAGAAUCCAUUCUAGAAUUGGUAGCUUUUUGAAACCUAGGCCUCAUAAUAUUAGGGAUUCCUUCAAUAUGCCUUCAACUUCUGGUUCUAGUAAUUAGAUUUUGUGUUUAAAGAGUUCUGCAGUUAUGAUAAUAUAUGAUGUAGACCUGUUGUGAAUUGUCAUGGUUUUUAUCAACAGAACUCAUUUUGCAUAUCAAUGUCUACUUAAAUAGUUUAUAAAGUAUACAAUUUGAAAGUAAUAAAUUUGUUUCUUUAAAUGUAUAAAUAUAUUCAUUAAUCCAUAUUUUUCCUGUUUUAGACAAGGAUCUGAAUAAUGAGGAAUUAUUGUCCCAGAUUAUCUAAGGUGGAAUGGAUGUGGGAAAGCAGUAAAUUUUACCAGUGUAUUCACAGCAUAUAACAAAGAAGCUAUACGCUGACUAGUUUAGUUACCUUUAAGAAGAUAAGGAUAGAUUUGGUGUUCUGUUUAAUGGUAUGACAUGUUCUGCUUUCUUAAAUUUGUCCACCUAUUUAGUGUUUUUUUCCCCUCUUAAUGUGGAAGUAACAUAUGCUGGUUAUAGAGGAUACAUAAAAAACAUAAAAAGCAUCCAAAUUCUAUCGACCAAUGAUUGUCUUGCCUAAC
This is a messenger RNA of Diceros bicornis minor, 4163 nucleotides long. It is a transcript of the gene TIGD7, whose product is annotated as tigger transposable element derived 7. NCBI's taxonomy places the organism in Eukaryota, Metazoa, Chordata, Mammalia, Perissodactyla, Rhinocerotidae. The record is from RefSeq and is a predicted model, not a curated record. The transcript is spliced from 3 exons. Gene Ontology annotation, cellular component: nucleus. Gene Ontology annotation, molecular function: DNA binding. Bases 1990 to 3642 code for a protein of 550 amino acids.